AUGCCUGCAGUGCGAACAGGACCAGCGUCGCGUCCUGCGCGGCAACCUUUGUUGCAGCUAUGGCAGGCAUGCGUGUAUCUCCGUGGCCAGAAUUAUGAGCAAGCACCUCCGCGGCGGGUGCAACAGAUUGGCGAGCUCGCGUUGGCGUGGGCAGGACAGGGCGGGCAAGCCCAAUCCUGCUCAGAUGAUACGCAGCCCUCCCUUUGCCUUGCCCUGUCCCUCGUCCUCCCGACCAUGCGUCCUCUCCCUCCUUUUCCCUCCGCCUGUCCCGCUCACGGCUCGUUCACGGUCGCGGCCUCGCUCGGGGCCAUCCGCAAGGUCGUCGAGAAUGCCCACCGGCGGCAGGAGCUAUUCAGCCCAAGAGCUCCCAAAAGGUGUUCAUGGCGAUCUCAUGGCGUGACGAGCGUAACCGUCCAUGGCCUUGUCGCGAGCAUGCGCCAGACCGGGAAUGCGGAUAGAGGUACAAUUGGAGAUGGCUGCGAAUUCACCCAGGCGCGAUGCAUGCAUGCGCUAUCGCUCUCGCUAUGCGAUGAUGAAUGCUGCAGUAGAAUGGGCGGAGAAGCGCAUAUGGAUGCGAACGGUCGCGGAGGAGUGCAGUGUGACCAGAGUCCGAGUCGUGGAAAUGCUGAGGCGUCGAGAUUCGGAAAGCUGGUCGUAGUCGCCAGUGCGAGUCGUUGUCAUGCAAAGGCUAUCAAGUUCAAUCAGACUCUUGUUGUAUAUCGCUCAGUAACGUACGCCGUCGCUGGUUGGGUUGUGAGCGAGAAGGGCUGCGACAAUAUUGGCUCCUCGUGCGCACAGCGUGGAGCUUCUCCAUCGGGCCGUCUUCCUCAUCGGCGUCUACUCAGGGACCUCUUCCUUCCGGCUUCCACACUCCGACUGGGCUCCCGCUGCUUCGCUAUUUGGCUCUGCGUCGCGGCACACGGAGCUGGGUCACGACGUCAAUGGUGUAGGCUCAGCAUGAAGGAGUAUAGUGGUGGUACAGAGGCACGAAGAAUAUCAGAGCUUGCGUUGAGCGCGUUGUGGUCUUGCAUUGGAAGCUUCAACACAGCCCAGCUUGUUGGCGCUGAUCUCGUCCAGUGGCCGUCCGAACGAUAA
This is a messenger RNA of Dichomitus squalens LYAD-421 SS1, 1095 nucleotides long. RefSeq lists its product as uncharacterized. The transcript is spliced from 4 exons. NCBI's taxonomy places the organism in Eukaryota, Fungi, Basidiomycota, Agaricomycetes, Polyporales, Polyporaceae. The record is from RefSeq and is a predicted model, not a curated record. Bases 1 to 1095 code for a protein of 364 amino acids.